AUUGUUCACUCCCACCUCCUGUAGUUCAAGGUUUACUCUUGGGCAGUCAAGGUCAAUUUUUAACUAGCACUAGGCGUACCACAUGGGCUAUGAGUAUGAGAACAGUCAGGCAUAGCUGUCACAUCGAUCACAACUGUAUCAUUAUGUUGGCGAAACUCGUUGCACUUUCUUCUGCGAUCGGCCAUGCUUGACCACACAACAAAGUGCUAGCAUAAUUUUCUAUAAAACAUGGGUCAAUCCGUGUUCAACAGUCAUUUACUUGUCGGUGGUUUCGGUGAAAAGUAGACGAUAAGUGAUUUGAUUUAUUUCGAUUAUUACCAUGAUACGAAUGAAAACGUUAUUAGUGGUUUGGUUAGCCUGUGCUGUGGCAGAUUAUGUGGAAGAACGCGAGUUCAUACCAUCUGCCAGCAUGGAUACGGAAGACGGGUGGCGUGUGAUGCAGAGUCCUUUGACGAAAUUCGAAGAAACUCCUGGAAGUGAAACUCAAAUGUAUACGUCUUUUCCUAAACUGGAAAGACUGUCUAACGAAAUUGGGAAAGAUUUUCUAAAUGAUGACGAAGAAUUCCGCAUUCAUGUGGUUGAUGGCAAACAUGGAGAGAAAAAUGCUUCACCACGUGAAGGAGAUAAUUUGCCAGUAGCAUCGUCAUUAGUCGGAGCCAUGCCAAGCAAACACGAAAAAGAAUCAGUCGUUCCACCACUUCGGAUAGUGAAGCCUCCCAAGUCGUUCAAUGAAAAUAUGCUGCGCAAACCGACUCAAUUUGCUAAUAACGAAAUAUAUGCACCAUACCUACCGAAAAAAAUAGUUAGAGAACCCUUGAUGGAUCGUCUGCCCUACUACGACAUGGUGCCAGAAAACACCUACCAGUCAUUAUCCCAUCUGGAGGAUUCAUUCUACUUACCUUCGUAUGAUCAUCAGAGUACUCCGCAAUUUCUACCUUAUCGCAAUCAUCCAGCACUGGACAAUUCAAUCGAAUAUUACGAAGUCGACAAAUAUGCCCCGCCAAUAAUAUUGAAGGAAGAAAUUUCAUACGAAGGUAUGCCAUUCGUUCCACAUCGCUUCCCUCCCAUGCCGCAGAAAAUGAGUUUUCCGGGUGGAGGUAUGUUUCCAAAACCAUACUUCAAGGGCCCGCCAUUGCCGAUCUCAGUGAAAGCCAGAAAAAUCGUUAGAAAACCAAAGCGAAUGGUGUCUUUCGGGAGGUCAUCAAGAGGAAUACCAAUUGUUCGGGGUCGCUUCAGAGUGUGA
Armigeres subalbatus is the source of this 1243-nucleotide messenger RNA. RefSeq lists its product as uncharacterized. The record is from RefSeq and is a predicted model, not a curated record. NCBI's taxonomy places the organism in Eukaryota, Metazoa, Arthropoda, Insecta, Diptera, Culicidae. The coding region runs from base 320 to 1243 and encodes 307 amino acids. The transcript is spliced from 2 exons.